This is a messenger RNA of Eubalaena glacialis (North Atlantic right whale), 4778 nucleotides long. It is a transcript of the gene ZNF276, whose product is annotated as zinc finger protein 276. The record is from RefSeq and is a predicted model, not a curated record. The transcript is spliced from 12 exons. The coding region runs from base 69 to 1997 and encodes 642 amino acids. Gene Ontology annotation, biological process: regulation of transcription by RNA polymerase II. Gene Ontology annotation, molecular function: zinc ion binding; chromatin insulator sequence binding. Gene Ontology annotation, cellular component: nucleus; chromosome; kinetochore. Lineage: Eukaryota; Metazoa; Chordata; Mammalia; Artiodactyla; Balaenidae.
CCGAGCGGGGCCGAACGGAAUCGGACGGGGCGGAGCGCCGGGGCCGAGCUCAAGCCGCCGCCACAGCGAUGAAGCGGGACCGGCUCGGGCGCUUCCUGUCGCCCGGGGUGUCCGGGCAGCGCGGGAGCUCCGGUGGCGGCAGCUGUGGCCGUGGCCGGGCCCGGGGCCGCCCUUCCCGCAACGGUCACGACGUGGCCGAGGCGGCGGCUUUGGUGGCUGCGCGGCUGGGCUGGGGCCCGACGCGGGCCUGCGCGGACGCGGGCGAGGACGGCGCCGACGAGGCAGGAACGGCCCGGGCCCUGGCCAUGGGGCACUGUCGCCUCUGUCACGGGAAGUUCUCCUCCCGGAGUCUCCGCAGCAUCUCUGGCAGGGCGCCUGGGGAGAGCUCAGAAAGGCCGCCCCCUGGGGACCGUGUUUUUGUCCGGGACUUCCAGCGCCUCCUGGGGGUGGCCGUCCACCAGGACCCGGCUCUGUCCCAGUUUGUCUGCAAGAACUGCCACGCCCAGUUCUACCAGUGCCACGGCCUCCUCACGUCUUUCCUGCAGAGGGUCAACGUCCCCCCCACGGGCCGCCGGAAGCCUUGCGCAAACCGCCGGGCCCACUCCUGCUCUCAGUGGGCGGCACUGCUCCUUUGCAGGGUCGGUGUGCAGCCUCGGACAGGGGCGGAGGAGGGAGCGUGUGUGGUGGACCUGAUCGCUUCGAGCCCCCAGGGCCUGCGCGGCUUGGUGGGGUGGGUGCACGGACACGCGGCCGGCUGCGGGGCCCUGCCCAGCCUCCAGAGGACCCUGUCCUCCGAGUACUGUGGCAUCGUCCGGGCCGUGUGGGGCUGUGACCGAGGGCACGACUACACCAUGGACGCCGACUCCAGCUGCGGGGCCCUCUUGCUGGACGGCGCCUUGGGCGUCAGGCGGACGUGGGACAAGGAUUUGGCCCUGGGGCUCCCCCGGCAUCGGGGGUCCAGCCCCAGCGGAGCUGCCCCUCAGAGCUCCCAGGGCAGAGCGACUGCGGCCGGGGCCGAGACCGAGACGCUGCCCAGCACGGACACAGCCCGGCCUCCUUCAGAUGGCGACCCGGUGGGGCCUGGGCCGGGCCCCCCGCCUCAGCCAAGCCUCCCCCAAAGCGGGGCCCCAGGGCAGUUGGGUGAGAAGCAGGUUCCAUCUCCAACCUCGGAUGAUCGGGUAAAAGACGAGUUCAGUGACCUUUCUGAGGGAGACUUCCUGAGUGAAGACGAAAAUGACAAGAAGCAGAAUACCCAGUCCUCAGACGAGUCCUUUGAGCCCUACCCGGAAAAGAAGGUCUCUGGUAAGAAGAGUGAAAGCAAAGAAGCCAAGAAGUCAGAAGAACCAAAAAUUCGAAAGAAACCUGGGCCCAAGCCGGGCUGGAAGGGCAAGCCGCGCUGUGAGAGGGAGGAGCUGCCCACCAUCUACAAGUGUCCUCACCAGGGCUGCACGGCCGUGUACCGUGGGGCUGACGGCAUGAAGAAGCACGUCAAGGAGCACCACGAGGAGGUGCGGGAGAGGCCCUGCCCGCACCCCGGCUGCAACAAGGUGUUCAUGAUCGACCGCUACCUGCAGCGCCACGUCAAGCUCAUCCACACAGAAACUGGGGGAGGAAGCACAGUGAAGACAGUGCCCUGGUCAUCACCGCCACCAGCACAGGUGCGGAACUAUAUCUGUGACGAGUGUGGGCAGACCUUCAAGCAGCGGAAGCACCUCCUGGUUCACCAGAUGCGCCACUCAGGAGCCAAGCCCCUGCAGUGCGAAGUCUGCGGGUUCCAGUGCCGGCAGCGGGCAUCCCUGAAGUACCACAUGACCAAGCACAAGGCCGAGACGGAGCUGGACUUCGCCUGCGACCAGUGCGGCCGGCGGUUCGAAAAGGCUCACAACCUCAACGUGCACAUGUCCAUGGUGCACCCCCUGACGCAGACCCCGGACAAGGCCCCGGAGCCCCCGCCUGGGCCCGUGGCGGGGCAGGCCGUGAAGGCUGAGCCCACCUGAGGGCACGCCCGCCCCUGAGCUCAGCGGGCAGUGACGGGGGUUCAGGCCUGACGGCACAGCUCUGCACCCCGACGAGCCCCCGCCCCGCAUGCUGGGUGGCAGGGGCUCAGCACACAGCGCACGGGGCCUUGUGGCUUCUGCUCCGGGACCGGCAGUUUCUUCUCCUGUAAACAGAGUGACUUGGGGCCAGAGGCAGACUUCAAAGAAUUGAUUCCUCUUCCCCGCUGAUGCAGUCGAGGUUUGUAACCCACUUUUCAGGGCAACGAGAGCUCCACGUUACGCUUGUAAUAAAUUAUUUACCGAGGAGCUGGGCCGUGCCCUGUGCAGGUCCUGUCAGAAGAGACGGAGCUCCUGGCAGAGAUCAGGGUCCAGCACGGCCUGCUGCCUGCGGAGGAGGGCGGCACGCACUUCCGGGUCACAGUCCGCACUCGCGCCCAGCAGCUGCAAGAAAGCCCGUGUGCUGGGCCCGUGCUGCCCAGUGGCCCCCAAACACACACCCAGGGCCCGGCGAGAGGCCAAGUGCUGGACGCCGCGUGCCCGUUUUCCCGAAGGUGUUCAGCACCCUCACAGUGAACAGUGAUGGGGACUUAAAGACAAGACAGCAAGGUGAGCAUGUGGGCGUUACCUCUGCCACAUCUGAGAAGCUCCUUUUUGGGCACCGAGGUAUCGACUGCAGCAGAAAAAGACGAGCGUUUGUUAUCAGGCUUACGGGGUCGCCCUGGAGAGAAGACAGGCAGAGCCGCGGUCAGGGCGCCCACAGCUGCGCGCUGCGCCAGGAGGGGCUGCCCAGGCUGCAGGCCCCCAAGAGCUGGCCGCCCGGGUCCGUCUGGAGACAGGCCUGGCCCUGCACCUGCCUGGGCCUGGAGCUCCCCACCGUGGGCCGGAGUCCAGACUGCACCAGUCUCCCCAGCCACGAAGAGGCCCACGAGCUUCAGGUACAUGUUAACAGCAACGUGCAGGAAGGCAUCUUCCUGGAGGAGGGCGUCCUUGUCAAAGUAGGACAGGAGGCUGAAAGCAGAGACGGACGUCAGGUGACCCGGACCUCACAGACCUCACUGAGGCCGGUGCAGGCAGCAGAGGAGCAGCCUUUCCCAUCUCGAGGGAGCCCUGCCGCCCCGCCCCUGACCAGCAGGCCCCGGGGGUUACCUGUAGAAGGCGACCGGCAGCAGCCUGACCUGGUGGUCGGGGGCCAGGCGGAGGAGGGUGCGCCCCAGGCCGGCAUCUGCAACACAGAGGGGCUCCGUCAGCGCGGGUGCCUCCCUGCAGGGUCAGGGUCUUCACGGGCGUCGUGUGCCUGGUGACGCAGGGGUGAUGUCCUCAUGCUGCAGAGUAGAGCUUGGGGGCCGGGGUCCCUGGGAUCCUCGAUACUCCACUAAAUUAUUUUGCUUAAAUGAGUCUAUAUACUUAUCAAAAACAGAAACUUGCAAAAAUGAGUUUUCAAAGUGAGCCCCAAGGAGAGGCUCAUGUUUAACCAUCUGAAAGUCGCUUCUGAAGAGAAGGACUAAAGAACGAGGCCGCAGUCUGACCCUGCCGCCCCCUGUGCUCCCGGCAGAGGGCUGGGAACCAGGACAGACACAGGCAGGCCGGCUGGCCGGUCUCCGGAUUUCUCACCCGCUUCCGUCAACUGAAAGAGCGGCAGCCAGGAAAUCCUCUUCCUCUGCAGACACCCCAGGACCUCGGCACAGACGUCCAGAGCCUUCAGGGAGCCAACGGCCUGUUACCCACAGAAGAAGAGGGAGAAGGACCCUAAGGUGACAAGUGCGCAAGGAAGAGGUGUCCACCUGGGGCCUUUGGACAUAAGACACCAAGAGGCAGGCCAACGGCCUGGGGUUUUCUCUCCUGAGAAAGCCUUCGACACAAAGGUCCCAGGUGCCCCCCCCCCCCCGCCACAAGACCCUAACUCAGGAGGUCUCGGGGGAGAUGGGGACCCAUGGUUUCAAGUGCCCUGGGGGGGUCGUGCCAGCUGCUCGCUGCCCUGCCUACAGCGGCAGAGGGUCUGACCUACCUGCGGGGUCAGAUGUGAAGAGAGCAGGCCCAUCAAGGAAAAAAAAAACAGGAAAACCAACAGCUGCAAAUAAAAACAGGUCCACUCACAACAUGAAACUACCUGUGCUCUGUUCCCUUAAAGUAAUUCUAAACGAGGAAAGAACACAUUCCUCGUUAAUUGAACAUUUACAGGCCUAAGUUAUAAAUCUCUCUUAAGUGGAUCUCCAGAGAAAGAAAAUUUUCCGGUCACUCUUACAGAGAGAAUUUAAUGGGUUAUAAACUAUUACUGCUUGGGGACCUGUCUCUGCUGAUCCCCCAGGCCAGAGUGUGUGGAGGUGACAGUGGCCUGGAGGCUCUGGGGCCACUAAAAUCCUUCCAGCAAAAACAACCUGAAAACUCUUAAAAAUAGACUCUCCCUGGUAGUUUCUUACUUUAAAUUAUAAUCACUAAAAACUCACAGCUCAGCAACUGUUCUCAGGCAGGUGUGUACGGCCUGAGCUACUGGGGGACCCUGGCUUUCAUAGAACCAGGGGUUCAGCUGGAGGAGACACAGGGGAGCACGCCACAGCUCUGGGUAGGGGGCCCCGGGGGGUCCCACAGCUCCCAGUGGGGCCACCAGCCUGCCAUCCGAGCAGCCCUCUGUCCACCCUUGGUCUCCGCCAGCAGCUAACUGGGGUGCGGGUGCCUCGAGGCUAUGAAACGGAAGGUCCCGCUGGACAGCUGACAGCCAGCCCUAACCCCCCACCCCGGGGUUGUGUUGAUAAACAGGCCAAAUAAAAGCACUUGAGAAUGAAA